CCUAGGGGUUGCUGGGUAACGUCCGGCGGCUGAGGCUGUGGCGGCCGAGUCCCGGCUCCGACUGCGGCGAAGGGUGGCCUGAGCCGUCCUGCCCUGUCUUGCCCUGUGACGGGGAUCUUGGGCGAACAUGGCGGUGCUGGCGCGGGUCCUGCCGGGACUUCUCCUCAUAGCACAGGUGACCUGUGAGUAUGGAAUGGUUCAUGUGAUCGCUGAGCCAGGAAUUGGCAAAGAAAAAGACUACUGUAUCCUGUAUAAUUCCCAAUGGGCCCACUUGCCACCUGGCCUUGGCAAAGCAUCUUUGUUACAGCUUCAAGACCAAACAACAUCUGUUUUAUGUUCUCAAUCUGAUGUCCCCAGUGGGGGAUUUAACAACCGAAUCCCUAUGGUGUUGCGUGGAAACUGCACCUUCUAUGAGAAAGUGAAACUGGCCCAGAUGAAUGGGGCACGGGGCCUGCUAGUAGUUAGCAGAGAAAAACUGGUCCCUCCAGGAGGCAACAAGACUCAAUACGAUGAGAUUGGUAUUCCUGUGGCCCUCCUCAGCUAUAGAGACAUGCUUGACAUUUGCAAGACUUUUGGUCAGUCAGUGAGAGUGGCAAUGUACGCCCCCAAGGAGCCUGUCCUUGAUUACAACAUGGUCAUCAUCUUCAUCAUGGCUGUGGGGACAGUUGCAGUUGGAGGCUACUGGGCAGGAAGCCAGGACGUGAAGAAGAGGUCCAUGAAGCACAAGCGUGAUGAUGGGGCAGAAAAACAUGAUGAUGAGACAGUGGAUGUGACUCCCAUAAUGAUUGGGGUGUUUGUGGUGAUGUGCUGUUCCAUGUUGGUCUUGCUAUAUUACUUCUAUGAUCACCUUGUGUACAUGAUUAUAACCGUAUUCUGCUUGGCAUCAUCCACUAGCCUCUAUAGCUGUCUUUCUCCUUGUGUAAAAAGACUCCCAUUUGGAAAAUGCAGGAUUCCAGACAACAAUUUACCAUAUUUUCACAAGCGCCCACGGGUUCGGAUGUUGCUCCUAGCGAUGUUUUGCACUGCAGUCAGUAUAAUUUGGGGAAUCUUCCGAAAUGAAGAUCAGUGGGCCUGGGUCCUUCAAGAUGCUCUGGGAAUUGCCUUCUGCCUUUACAUGUUAAAAACCAUUCGCCUGCCAACUUUCAAGGCUUGUACUUUGCUUCUGUUAGUGCUUUUCAUCUAUGAUGUAUUUUUCGUAUUCAUCACACCCUUUCUGACAAAGAGUGGGAACAGCAUAAUGGUGGAAGUGGCUGCUGGCCCUUCGGAUUCUACCACUCACGAAAAGCUCCCCAUGGUGCUGAAGGUCCCAAGAUUAAACUCUUCACCAUUAGCACUCUGUGACAGGCCAUUUUCUCUCUUAGGCUUUGGAGAUAUCUUAGUGCCAGGGUUAUUGGUAGCAUAUUGCCACCGAUUUGACAUCCAGGUGCAGUCCUCUAGAGUCUACUUUGUGGCCUGUACCAUAGCCUAUGGCAUUGGCCUUCUGAUCACCUUUGUGGCUUUGGCAUGGAUGCAGAGGGGCCAGCCAGCUCUCCUCUACCUAGUGCCCUGUACAGUGAUCACAAGCUUUGUGAUAGCUUUAUGGCGCAAGGAGCUGAGAAUGUUCUGGACAGGCAGCGGCUUUGCGAAGGACCUGCCUCAGCCUUCCUGGGUGAUGGCUUCAUCUGAAUGUCCCCAACCCCUAAAAGAUUCAAAUGCUUCCCCUUCUCAACAGGAGCCAAACAAAGAAUUGAUCAACCCCACCCUCCAAGCUGACCAGCUCUCUGAUACACCCACAUCCUUGGAGAAAACAGCAAGUGCCAGUGAACCUCUGAGCUCUGCCCCUCCUGUUUCAGAACCAGCCGAUCAAGAUAAGGACCAGCCUCAUCAAGAGAUUGGAGAGGCCCAUCAGACUAGAUGAGGAGAAUGGAGAUAGGAAUUGUGGCACCUGCUACAUGGCCCCCAGUGCCCAUGGACUGGUUCUAACUUUCACUAAAGAGCCCCACAGCAUCAUUCCUCCUACAAUUGCUGAUAUUUGUUAGGUCCCCCUUCCCCUCUUUCUGAAAUAUGGUGCUCUCAUUCCCUUCUGAUGCCCAUUUCAGGGAGAACUUGAAUAGGUUUCUCUUCCUCCACUCCUGCCUUCCUUCUCAUGCCCGCCUUGUAUUAAGGGGUUUUAUUUAUGCAUUGCCCUGUGCUUGCGUAACUGCUGUGUUUCUCUAGCCUGACUGAGGUAAAUCUUGACAGGGAAGCAUCGGACAGUUUAGCUAACAUGAAAAGCUGGGAGAAGUCAUUGUUAGCACUUUCUCUUAGCCAGCAGUUAACAUUUGAUUUUUCUCUUUAUGAUAUCUUAAUUACAAAUGAAUGAUUUAGUGUAAUCAGAUGUUUAAGAAGCAAGAAAUGGUCCAUCAUUUCACCUCCUUUUGAAAGGAUAAGCAUUUCUAUCCUGGUGCAGGAAGUACGUCAUGAUUCUCUAGGGUCCCGUUCCACCCCCACCCUCUCUUUCCCUGUUUAAAAGAUGGUCUGGUCAAAGACUUCAUAAAGUAGAACGCUGUUCUAGGUAAACAUUCACUGAGUAGACUACCUCUUGUCCAUCAUAGUAAGUAUGUUAAAUUCUUUGUUACUCAGAAGAUAUUAAAACAAGAUCACCACAUGCUAGUGUCCAGGUAAUUAGGAAAAGGACUAUGAUUAUAUAUAAAUGAAGGAGAGAGUGGUACAGGAAUUUGGAGGAGCUGGUUGAAACAGGAAGUCUGUGUGACUUGUGUUAAAGAAGAAGGUAUUGCUGUGUUUAAUCGAUUGUGUCUUAUGAACUUGGCUAGAAGAGUAAGUGGGAGAACAUGUUCAGAAACCUGGAUCUUUAGUCCUAACUCUUAAAUAUGCCUAGUCUGUUUUCCUGAAAAUGAUUGGCUACCCCCACCCCACCCCCUGCUGUUGAGAUCCAGGUUCUUGCAGGCAAUGUUCCCUGUUUCUCUAAGUCACUUAAGAGGCUAAUUCAUUAGAAUUAAAGCAGUACUGCCUCUGGAGAUUUGGCAUCUCUUUGGGACUGUGUUUCAGAACUUAAAAGUUGAAGAGAAGCUAUAAUCUCACUUUAUAUAAAAUAAAAUACGGCUUUUGGCUUUCUAGUACAUUGGUUAGGCUGAGUUCUGGGGGUUAGCAUGAAGUCCCCUAACUCAUUAAACUUCAAUUCCAGUAACCUUUUUUCUACCAUUGGAAAGUUACUGAGGUUGUAGGCCUGUGGUUCUGUCUCCCCUUUGUCCUUGAAAGGGGAUUUGGGUGAGGACAUUGCUCUUUGCUGUCAUUUCCUUUAUUUGUGGCAACUGGCUACAGCUGUUGCUGAGCAGACCAGUGUGGUGGGUAAAUGUCUUCAGCCUCUUUAGCAGAUGAGGCAUCUCAGUAUUUGUUUACUUUUUUUAGGCAUAAGAUCCAUUUUGUUUUGAACAGAGAAACCAGGGGCUUUAAAUUUUAUUUUUAAAACUCAAGUAUUCCUGUUUUUAAACACUAUACAUUCCAGUCCAUAAAAGUUACCUAAGUCCUACACCUUGCAGUAGUAAGGAAUACAUUUAAAAUCUAGCUGAGGAAUUUUUGCAAUAUAUGGGAAUAUUCUGGAAUGGUAUUCUGUGUUCUACCUCACUGAUAGGGUUCUCACAACACACACACACACACACACACACACACACACAAGCAAGCAAGCAAGAAAAGUCUAGCGCCAAAUGGCAUUUGUGGAGAGGCACUGGUGACUGGUUCCGUUACACCAUGGCCACUAUGGCUGAAGGGCAAGGUUGCCCAUCUUACUUCCAUACCUAUCUUUUCCACCCUCUUUUCCCCUGAAACAAGUGGAGUGUUGUCCCUUUUAUAUAGUUAGAAGACUCCUGAUGUGUAAAGGUGAGUGGUUCCUACCCCUGUCUCCCUAGACCACGGGAAGCCCUGAUGAUGCCAUUCCCUGCCCCCUCCUAAGUCACAGCAAGGUAGCUAAAAGACAUAUGCUCUAAAACAAAGCCCCAAAGGGCUCUUCAGGAAGAUUGGAGCCCUUCAGGUACUCCUUUAUUUCUAAAAGGUUUCACAUUUUAACCCACCACCUUCCCUGAAGCAUCAAAGUGUUCCCUCAGCUGUGCUUGGGCUCAGAAGGUGGAGUUAGAAUGUCUUUGUACAUCAGGGUUUGGAGUUCUCUCCAGCCCAAAUGCCUGAUCAGAUGAAGUGUCACUUGGGGCUAUCUUGGCAACCUUAUACUUGACUACUCUUCUAAUCUUGUCUUCAGCCUUCUAGGCAGCCUUUUCAAAUUUGAGCUUUGAAUAACUUUCCAGUUAAUGGAUAAUGAAUGACAGGCAGUCAAACACUUAUUUUUCAUUCAACCAGUCUUAAGACUAGGACUUUUCAACAUUAUAGUUACUGUUUAGGGCUCUGCCUUUCAGGUAUACCUCCUCAUUGUCUCAUUCUUGGCCAAGCUUCCCAGAAUAUCAGAGGCUUUGGGUAAAAUCAUAAACUUCCGAAAAAAAUACCAGCAUUGAGGAUUUAUGAACAGCCUUAGUUCUCUGGGGAGGAGGGAUGGAUUUUCUAGUUCAAGGAAGAAAAAACUGUCUCCAAAGUCCUUCAACCUGUUUGUGCAUUUCUCUUGGGUUAAAAUGAACUGAUAACAACCUGGGAACAGUACCAAAUGGACCUUUCCCUCCUUGUGUUCCUGUCCUUUUGUGAGUAUGUUGCCAUGUGAACAUGAUGCAAGUGAGCUCCUGUGCCAGGGAGAGACCUGAGUUGGAACCUGCUUCAGCCAAUUGGACUAUGCCUUAAUUUAAGCCAUUUUAUACUUGUGUAUGGUAAAUGUGGGUUUGGUUGGGGUUUUUUUUUGUAUUAGAAAAAUGUCAAGAAAUUCAAAGGCAGAUGUUCCUAAAGUUUGCGUUUCAUAUUUUUUUGCCUUGCUUCUGUUAACCUUAUCAUUAAACAUAGUUUUUGAUAUUUAAAA
Molecule: messenger RNA, 4927 nt
Organism: Vombatus ursinus (common wombat)
Lineage: Eukaryota; Metazoa; Chordata; Mammalia; Diprotodontia; Vombatidae
Gene: SPPL2B
Product: signal peptide peptidase like 2B
Exons: 15
Coding region: 128-1897 (589 amino acids)
Biological process (GO): membrane protein proteolysis
Cellular component (GO): lysosomal membrane; cytoplasmic side of endoplasmic reticulum membrane; lumenal side of endoplasmic reticulum membrane
Molecular function (GO): aspartic endopeptidase activity, intramembrane cleaving
Source: RefSeq, a predicted model, not a curated record